AAGGUCGCUUUGUGCCUAAUGAAUAGGUUCGGAUGUGUGACCUAGCGAGUAUACGUCUGUGUAUCCACGUAAUCCCAAUGGCUACUUCCUCUUGAUACUCUGGUCAGUCAUGUAUAAUGAUGUAUCACGUCUCAUCAAUUUAAUCAAUUCACUUUCCAAAUACUUUCCACAUCCGAUAUACCAAAUGUGCAUACCCUCAGAUUACCUCCGUAAUCGCAAAGCUGGUAGAGUAUUAUGUGAUGUAUGGAAUCACAAUAAAGUAUGUGUAGCUUUUCAGUUGAAGUGACAUCUCAGUGGUCAAAGUAUUCGACUCUCAGCACGUCCGAACACUUCGCCACCUUCGAUCUGUUCAACCAUGAAUGAUUCGUGGGAGCGCUCAUCUUGCUUGUACAUUAACUAUGAAACCCCAUAAACCUUUGAGAUAUUUCGUUGAACAUGUGCAUCUCAAAAAAGCCGUCACAAUGCCUGUCUUCAAUGUAGGGUCGUCCCGAAUAAUGUACGAAACGGAAGGACCAUUCUGUAUCACCUAAGGUUAUUUUCCUCAAAUUUUAAGAACGAAUGUUUGUUCUGUGAGAAUAUUGAAUUUCCAAAUCACGCCAGGCUAUAUUCCCCUCACAAAAAAAUAUUUACUAUCGAUUUUAGCUUAUCCUAUUAGUUUUUGGUGAUCUUGGUUACACUAAGCGAUCCUGUUUCGUCCUAUAGCCUUACCGUUGUCAACUUUCUUGAUAAAACAACCAAAAGCUGUUCUGUAUCUUACAGUGUAACAUCGACUUUUGUUGUAAUAAUCGGAGUGACAUUUAGCACUUAAAAAACAGCUUCCAGCCACUGAUACGGUUUUUGUGUUUUUGUGUUUUUAAAAUUUUAGUUUUUGGAAACUUCAACAUGGCUGAGCUUUUGGAAGGGUUUUCCAACUCAUUGAGCAAAGCUGAGCAAGCGAUUAAGAAUGACUGUCCUGACAAACUCCGAGAUGUAUUGAGAAACGAAGGGACUGCGUUUACAAGUGAUUUAGUAACAGAGGAAAGUCUUGUUAAUCAUCAAAUACGUGAGAACCUACUUCAUUUCGCUGUUCACCAAUCAGCCAGUCGGUGUAUUAAUCUGCUCUUAAAUCCACCUUUCUAUUGGAAUUCAGAAUCCACUAACUCUCUUGGUCAUACUCCAUUAGACUUAGCUAUGAGGCGACAUUACUUGCCUGUUGUUUAUCUCAUUGCAUCACAUUCAGAUUCUCCUUAUUCUUAUAAAAAACAUCCAUUCUCUGCCGAUCUUCUGUUGAUUGAGCCCUGUUCUGUUGAAUUGAUAUCAGAAGCAUUAAACAUUAACUAUGAUUCUCAAAAUUCUGAUUUAGCUUGGUUAUUCGAUUCAUGUAUGUAUGGCGAGGAUAAUAUCCAAUGUACAGCUGAAAAUAUCAUCUUAUUAUUUGAACUUCUACUGUCAGGACCUGUUUGCCCACUUAAUACUGUUCUUUGGUUAGCUCUUGGGCGGGUUUCCCUAGUGAAUUCUCAUAAUAUUUCUUGUGCAUCUUAUCCAAAUUGUUUGUUCAAUAACGACAGUUACAUUUGGAAUACUAGUUGGCAUGAUUUAUCUAUCGCCUGGGCGUCGCAUCGAUCACUCACGAGGAACCAGUUAGAUAAAUGUGAUCAGGAGCACGUUCUUUCUUACGGUCCUUUAAGUCUUAUGGAUUUUUGUCGAAUUACUAUCAGAAGACACGUUUUAACUGUCAUAGAUGUUCGUAGACAAGCCUACAAAAAAUCCCACGCAGUGAAGUAUUGUAAUUAUGCUAGCCUUAUUAAAAAGUUGCCUAUUCCAGCAAAACUACGUGCUUUCUUGUCCUAUUGUGAUUUAUGGCCGAAUUUGGAUAGAUCUCAAGUCAAGGUCGUUAAAGCAAACCGAUUUCAUCGCAAUGAAAUAACAGAUACUAUGAUUAACAAUAUUUUUUAUGAAAAUAGAUAGUUGUAAAAAUUCUAUUAAUUAUCCUGUGUUUUUAUGCUUCAUAUCAGUCAUAAUUGUAACCACAAAUAUCAUUUUGUUUUUAAUUUGUUUGUCCCAGAUCAAAAAAUUUUCUGACUUUUUCUGUUCUUCACCGCUGUAUUUUUCUAAUAUUGAUUAAUAAACUUACUUUUCUC
This is a messenger RNA of Schistosoma rodhaini, 2120 nucleotides long. NCBI's taxonomy places the organism in Eukaryota, Metazoa, Platyhelminthes, Trematoda, Strigeidida, Schistosomatidae. The record is from the annotation of a GenBank genome assembly.